CGCCAUGACUUGUCUGAAUUGAGUUGGUAGGGGAGACAUUGACAGGGGGAAAGUGUCUUUGAGGCUCUGACUCUCUCUCUCUCUGUCUCUCUGCAAGAGGAGGAAGAAGAAGACGAUCGAGGAAGAGAGGAGAGGAGACAAGAUGGUGCACGGGAAGCUGGAGGUUCUUCUCAUCUGCGCCAAGGGCCUCGAGGACACUGAUUUCCUGAAUAACAUGGAUCCCUAUGUGGUCCUUACAUGCCGCACCCAAGAGCAGAAAAGCAGCGUGGCGAAAGGAGCAGGAAGCGAACCUGAAUGGAACGAGACCUUCGUUUUCACUGUCUCUGACGAUACCCCGCAGCUCAAUCUCAAGAUCAUGGACAGCGAUCUCACAAACGAUGAUUUCGUUGGUGAAGCAACCGUCCCCCUGGAGCCUGUGUUUCAGGAAGGCAGCCUUCCUCCGACUGUUCACCAGGUCAUCAAGGAGGAGAUAUAUUGCGGAGAGAUCAAGCUUGCACUCACCUUCACCCCAGCAGUGGAAACUCGCCGUCCUGACGAGGAGGAGGGGACUUACAGCAGCUGGAAUUGAUCUGCCUGCAAAGCGUGCAUCGAACAACAUGAUACUUUACUCAAGAAUUACUAUGUUAUGCAACCCUAUUUUGCUUUGUCAUGAACUGAUUAUUUACAUGUAACUCCAACCAUUGAUAUAACUGUUUAGAAUUGUUGGUUUGUGCA
Molecule: messenger RNA, 714 nt
Organism: Phragmites australis (common reed)
Lineage: Eukaryota; Viridiplantae; Streptophyta; Magnoliopsida; Poales; Poaceae
Product: 16 kDa phloem protein 2-like
Exons: 5
Coding region: 143-568 (141 amino acids)
Source: RefSeq, a predicted model, not a curated record